Messenger RNA from Lobosporangium transversale, 363 nucleotides. RefSeq names its product P-loop containing nucleoside triphosphate hydrolase protein. Gene Ontology annotation, biological process: proteasome-mediated ubiquitin-dependent protein catabolic process. Gene Ontology annotation, molecular function: proteasome-activating activity; ATP hydrolysis activity; ATP binding. The transcript is spliced from 2 exons. Bases 1 to 363 code for a protein of 120 amino acids. Gene Ontology annotation, cellular component: proteasome regulatory particle, base subcomplex. The record is from RefSeq and is a predicted model, not a curated record. NCBI's taxonomy places the organism in Eukaryota, Fungi, Mortierellomycota, Mortierellomycetes, Mortierellales, Mortierellaceae.
AUGCAGAAGCAGGAGAUCAGAGAAGCUGUGGAGCUACCUCUCACACAUUUCAAUUUCUAUCGUCAGAUCGAUAUCUAUCCUCCACGAGGUACCUUGCUCUAUGGUCCUCCUGGAAUAAGUAAAACCACGUUAGUUAAGGCAGUUGCUCACCAUAUCUCAGCAUCAUUCUUCCGUAUGGCAGGAUCAGAGUUUUUACAAAAGUACCUAACUGCGACCCAACUGGAUGGUUUUGAUCAGGGUUCGAAUGUCAAGGCCAUUGUGGCUAUCAACCUUGCCGAUACACUUGAUCCUACUAUCCUUCGCCCCGAUCGCUUGGACUGUAAGAUUGAGUUCCCUACACAGAUCGUCAUCAGAAGUGAUUAA